Messenger RNA from Acanthaster planci (crown-of-thorns starfish), 12687 nucleotides. RefSeq lists its product as uncharacterized. NCBI's taxonomy places the organism in Eukaryota, Metazoa, Echinodermata, Asteroidea, Valvatida, Acanthasteridae. The record is from RefSeq and is a predicted model, not a curated record.
UUUAAAGCUGAGGACAUGACUGAUUUGAGCAUGUAAGAAAAAAUGUUGAACUUGAAUUUAACGAAGAUUCAGCGUUACAAUGCGAACAAGUAGCAGGAGACAACAUCGGAAAGACUGUGUAAGAUAAUUUUGUUUCUUUGAAUAGAAACAGGACACUGGCAGUUAAAAAAGUUAGAAAAUACAGUGCCACCAAAAUCCUGCCCGUUGUCGCCUAUGGGAAUCUCAAAAUAUAAGGUCCACAUGUGAAGCACUGUGCCAGCCACCCUUCACAUACACUCACACCAACAAUAAUGCAGGCAAAAGGCUGACAAUGUCAAACUGUCAGUGUUGAAUUGGCCACAGGUCUGAUAAGCCAUGGCUGAGCAGAUGGGUAGGAGUGACAGCCGCAGCAGUGCCAGCUGUGGCGACAGCAGUGGGAGCAGUGGUGCUGGUGGUGCUGGUGGUGCUGCCAGUGGCAGCAGUGCCCCUGGCAGCCAGGGCUCCUUUGCCGAGGUCACCGUCAUCGACUCACAGUUUCAGCACUUCAGCAGCUACAUCGAGGUCAUCCGGGUCUACAAGUGCCGUCUCUGCACCUUCUGCAGCCCGUUGGAACACGUCAUUGCCAGCCACAUGUCUGAGGUGCACUUCCCACGCCGAUGUUUCCUCUGCAAGCAGUGCCUCUUCGUCUUCGAGGACCGGGCCCAGCUGGCCAGCCACCUGGAUUCAGCCCACGGCACCAAGAGCAUUGCAGUCUGCUUCGGGGAUGCCACGCUAUCUAGCACCGGUUACCCUCCUUCUUCACCCCCGCCCACCUUGAGGAUGAUGAUGAGGACAGCCGAGGGAGAGGAGAGGAUUCAGCAGCAGAUGAUGGAAGAGGUGACUGGAGAGGAGGCUAGGAAUGGACGGGUGACGUCAAGCACUGGUAACCUGGCUAAUCUUACCAACACAUCCAACAGCAGUCCUUCCCAAGUAGACUCCAUGGAGCAUUCAGGUGCUGAAUCUGGGGUUGCACAACUAGAGGGAGACAGAGCCAGUGAGCCUCCUUCUGUGAUUGGAAACACCAGACAAGAGCAAGAGCAGUCCCACAGUAGCUCUUGCCAUCCGAGCAGCUCUAACCAGGCAAACAGCAGCCCAGACAUCAUUGACUGCGAGGUGGUCAACCUAAUCCCGAGGUCUGAGCAAGUUCCUCCUAGUAAGCAGUCGCCCUCCGUGCCCGCUUCCCAGGCUCCCAGCACAGAUCUCCGCGUCACCAUUGGCAAAGCGUACUGCCAGUCGUACAUCAAGACGGAGCCCAUCAGCCCGGUGAGGAGCUCCCAACCCCAGCAAGGUCAGAAGCCCAGACCCUACCUGGGACGAAGCCGGCAUGACCCAAGGUCCUACAUGCGCCGCUGGUCCCUGACAGAGAACUCUUUGAGCGAUGACAGUACAAUCAGUACCCCUGCAAGAAUGAGCCGCUCGUUUGAUGCACCAGGCUCUGGCAGUGCUUUGCAGAAUGGCAUUGAAGAGGAGAAGGCCAACAGUGACAGGGACUCUAGCACCCAGAAGAUUCAGAAAGUUACCCCAGCAACUACAGAGGGUGAAAAUAGGUCGGGGCAUACAGACAGGAAUUCAGAAUGUAAUAAGUCAUUAGAGGAGAGGAAUGACAAGGAAGAUAGGGGUAAACCCAUGGAAAAGAGUAAAUCUUUAGAUACUGGUAAAGAGGCUGAGAGCCAGAAUUUACUCGGGGUAGGGAAGUCAUACAUUAGUGGGCGAUCCCUAGAUGGAAGGCCUCCUCGUUUGGUUCGGCAAAAUGUUGUUGAGGAGAGUCCCAGGAGCUCACCUCAGAUGAGAGUAGUGGCAGAUGACAGUUCUAUUUCUCAAGAGCAGAAUGAGACAUCUGUGGUUACCAUACCAUGUGGCAUAGCAGAGGCUAUGCGGCGUGAGAGUUUCAGUCGCAGCUUUCCCGGCAGCAUGGGGAGACCGCCCGUGGAGCAUCUUUCCAAUCCCAAGACCUCUGAGGUGUGUUCAGAUUUCAGGCCGACGCUGAGGGACCUUGUCAGCAGCAGGAUGCAACGGGGGGAGCGGCAGCAGCUUCCCCCAUCAACGGCAGGGGCUGGCCAGGACCAAGGCAUUCCUCCAAGCAGCACCAUGGUGCCGAUGAUGCGGUCAGGAAGGGUGCGCAGUUACAGCGUAAGUGAGGGGGACAUGCAGGGGCUCCAGAAGAAUGGCAACCCGAAUCGGUCUCUGCCGAAAUUAGGUGACGGCCAUACAGAGGCAUCUCCUUUGGAACGAGACCACCCUUCUGGCAUUCAUUCGAGACAGCCUCCAGGCAGCCCUCAAGUACCAGCCAUGAUUCCUCACCAGUAUCCGGCGUUAGUCUACCAGCCCUACUCCAUUGAGGGAGAGCCAAAGCACAUGAGAUACUUCAACCAGGCCCCCAGGAUGGUUAAUCCUGGACCCUUGGAUGGCCCACCCCACCCCCUGCAAAUGAGGCAAGAGGACAGUAGCCAACAGCCAGGCCCUAACCAACCUGUUGAGGAGUCAUUCCUCUACCGCUACCUGCGCAACAACGGUGGUCGUAAGUUCAGGCGCAACUCCAUUAGCGUGAGCACUUUAACCUGUGAUGUACAGCCAGCUGGCCUGGUGCCCUCACAUGGUGCACCUUCUCGAGGGAUGAUCCCCCAUCCUGAGGGCACAGAGAUGAUGAGCUUUGAAAGGCAGAGAGGAUUGGCCUGGCCAGCCCGCCAUCACCCAGACCAUCCCUUCCAGCCACAAGGGCCCUUUCCAUCCCACAUGCCGCCUUAUAAUAUGGCGUGGAAAGACAAGUUUGAUGCCAGCCAGAUUUCCCCAAACACACCAGUCAGUGCUGAGCAACGACACAGUGUAGAGUACAGUGGGCCUGUAGACAGAGACCCCUCAGCUAGAGGUGAGAUGGUCAGUGGCCCUAAUGGCAUGGCCAUGAUUGAUGGGAAGGUGCUGAGAGCUAAGCAAGGAGAAGGGGGCGAGUCAAAUCAAGAUCUAGCUAAGGACAUCACUAGGCAGGUACAACAGGCAAUGGGCAUCACACAAGGCCUGUACACCCCAGGAGAUCGUCACCUGUCACCUUGGGUCGAGGGCAACGAACGGUCAGACUCACCUGAUGAACCCAUGGAUGGAGACAGCCCGGGGCAGCGGCGCAGCCGCAAGUCUACCUUCAACAUCUAUCGGGAGAUCCCUGAACGGAAGCGGAAGCUGGACCAAGAGGAGGAGGAGAAGAUCAAGCACAGCUACAAUGCAGACGGGAGCUUUGACUACUACUCCUUGACCGGCUGGAAAGCCUACAAGUGCGACCUGUGCAAAAAGCGGCGUUUCAAAACAGCCUCUGAGCUGCAGGAGCACAAGCAGCGCAAGCAUGGCCUGCAGAAGAACCACAGCAGUCAAGGCAGUCUGAAUGGGCUUCCUGAAGCAGCUGCUGCCUUGACCGUUGUGGAGAGCAGUGAGCUGAAUGAGUCCCCAUCUUCGGGCUGAGGAGAUGCUAGGGCCGAGAUGCCACUCUCCUUUUUUUUUCCUGGCUUGCUGUUCCAUAGCAGCUGUAGGUAAUGCCGCCAUGCCUACACAAUUUGAAGAAGUGUUGGUGGUCUUUUUGAAGCAGUUAACAUCCGUGAAGAUGUCGGGAGGAAUCCAAGAGACCACUAUCAUGUUGGCUUGACAGUCAUUGGUUGGUACAUACCUGUAAGGAGUAUAUCUCAUGGGAUGCUCUUGAGAGAUGUUAGGGUGGUUUUUUUGCCUCCAUCCUCAAAGAGUCACGCAAAUGCAGAAUUUGAGUGGCCGAUGUUUGUCUUGGUUUCAGAGAGGAGUCUUUCUGUGGAUUGAUUGUGGGGAAGUUUUGUGACUUCACAGUGUUUGUCAAUAUGCACUUGUUCAACCGAAAUUUUUACAUAUGUGCUUCCUACACAGACAACAAUGCUAGUUGCAAUUCCAAUGGUCUUGUACCUGUGUGUCACAUCACUGUUUGCAUUUGUUUUAUCCAUUUUUUAUUACUUUUUGUCUCACUCUUGGUAUGAGUACCACUUUCAGUCAUCUGUAUUGGUGAAGCGUUAAGAUUAGCUCUUAAACGCAGUGAGUCUUGAAUUUUUGGUUUUGGUUCUGCCAUAGUGAUCUGAGUCCUGAUUACCUAACAUCGGAAUGUGGCAAAGAUGGAAGAAAAUGCAUUGUAUGUAUUGUAAUACACGAAAUGAAAUUGUGUAUAGAAGAAAUUUUAAAACAGGUACUUACCUAUAUUUUUUUUUACAGUAAAUGCUACAAGUUUGGAAGUUUUUAUACAGAGAUUACAUUGUUUCCUUAUCCAUUUUAUAGCAAAAAUGCCUUGACAAUCUGUGCUUCUCAGAACUCAAAUAUGACGGUGGUUUUACCCCAGAAAUAUCUGCUAAGAAUCUGGACACAGGUUCUGCUGUGUGAGGAAAUUACAUUUUGACAGAAGGAGAAGACAACUUGUGUUUGCUUUGUUGAAAGUGGGACGGACGCCGUGUCAGUGUUUGGGACACACUUGAAAGAAAGUUGUGCGACUCAGGAAAGUUUGAGGUGAAGCAUGAAAUGGACGGAUCUUGUCUUGCAGUAGUGUGGACACAUACUACUUUUGGAAAAGGUGGUGUGUGUUGGGCAGGCAAUCAGAGAAGCAUUCGCCUUCACUCUAGGAAUUUUCAUUUUUGGUGCAAAUUUUUUUCUUUUAAUUUUCUAUUGUUUUAAUUCAAAUUUAAACUAGAACUUGCCACAUUUCUGAAUGUCAAGCCCUCCCAAGUUACAUGUUUAAGCCUGUUUGCUUUUUUUUUUCUUAUUUUUUACGAAAAUGACCUCUGAGCCAGCUCAGAGGUUCAGUGCGUGUAUUGUGUGCACAAAGUUCAAUUUUUGGAUAAAAUAUUCUACUGUCUUGGAAAGUCACAAGUACAAGUCUGUGUACAUCCACCUACCAGUUUUUGCAUUUAGUUUGAUUUCAUGGAGUGUUUUGUGCACAACUACAUGUAUAUGCACACGUGCCUGCACAUAAUGGAUUAUUUCCCUGGGAAAAGCGUCAAAUCGUUGAAAAGAAAAGGUUUUCGGAUUUUGGAAUAGCGGUUCUUGCAACCAGCAAAGAGGAUUCCUCCUAGCUCUUUUCUGCAGUCAUAGAUGAAUUUGAUACAAACAUUUCUAACAUUUAUAAUGAAACUGUACAGACAUGUACGCAGCAUUUACAGUCACAAUGUUUUGAUAAUGUUUAGGUGUGAACAGACAAAGUGAAAUCAGUUUUUUGAUCAGUUUUGUUGUGUAUUACACUCAGGAUAAAAGUCACUGAAUUUAUGAAAGUAUGGUAUAUACAUGUAUAUAUAACUGCCUUUUGAAUCCAGUUAUUGUAUCAAUUAUUGUAUUAUGAAGCAUGCGAGGCUGGGCCUUUGCAAUUUUUACAGGAUCUAAUUUUAGGGCUUGUUUGCGGGGGCAGGGGGGCUGUAUUUGAUGUACAGAGUGUGUGCUUGGGUUACUGGGACUUUACGUGACUGGUCCAUGUUACUGGACUGUAACAACACAUUACACAAUUUGUAAUAUAACAUUAAUUUAGUGCUUCCCUGAAGCAUCCAGACUCGACUGCCAUCAUCGCAUGUGUUGCUUCCCCCCUCCCCUUCCUGUUUGGAGAUUUCAAAGGUGAUGACCCUGCCAGUGUUUCCAGUUUAGCAAGGUGUUCAUCCAUUGUGGCAAGGGCUUUGCAUUGAAAGUUCCCAGGAAAUUUGCAUUCACCAUGUACAUGUACAAGACCUACGACUUUAUACAGGAUCCAGUGUCUGCAAGACAUGGUUUGGGGCCCUGUGGUUUGCAAUUAUAUUUAGUGCAGGGCCGUGGAACCAGUUUUCAUGUGAAUAUGCACAAAAUUUAGAAUGUCCACAGAGAAGAGUACCCUUGUGUCUGGCCACAUGCGAGGAAUGGCACGCAAGUGUUCUUCAGUCUAGCUCUCCUUUUCACCCUCCACGCAGUACCUGUGAGUUCAGGGUGUGCGAAACGUAUCUGUGUAUUCCAGGCCAUAUCAAGGUUUCUUUCUUGUGGGUAUGUCAACUAACCAUAUGCCAGCUAGAGCUCUGUUGCUGUGCAUAAUAUACCCUGUCCAGAAGCCUCAAUUUGUGCAAGCAUAAGGUUUGCUUUAAUGAGGAUUUUUCACUUUAAUGACUGUCAGCGUGGAAGUGCUACAGUUAUUGUUGGGCAGUUCAACCCCCAAUACCGGUAGUCCAUGAAAGUCUCUUGACUUACUAUCCUUAUGACGAGAAACCCACAGAGAGAGAAGACAGUGAACAAAUAUUACGUUAAUCUCUGUGAGAGGAUUACGCCGGACAAAUGUUCUUGGGGAAAACCUGCAGCCUCGGGUUAGGACUGAAAACCCAAAUCCAACAUAGGCAAGAUUCCAAUCCAGGUUGCAGAGGUGAAAGUUCAGGAAAGUACAUGUACAUGCAGCUCUCUCAGAAGCGAUUCAGGAUUAGGUGGCUUCAUUCUCUUUCCUCAGUCCUUCCCUUCAGCUGCUGACUAAUGUGAUAAAUGGUAAACACAUCUGGAUUGAAGCUGUUACACCUGGAGUCCUUAAGAGGCCUCAGAAUGCAGAAGGAAGUUUUCAGUCUUACAUAGACCUCUCCAACAGAAUCUAUUGUGUGGUGUGUAUUUUGACACAUUCCACCCUCUAAACAUCACUUCCCCACCCACUCAAAUACUUGUUCCACAUACAAAGUGUGGACAUUCCUUCGUUCUCCUGCGGUGGAAAAAAACUUUGGGAAAACAUUUCUUUUUCUCCCACUAGGAUAAUUUCCCCCAGAUUGAAUUUUUGAUGAUGAUUUCCUGGACUGUUCCUGUUCAUUUUGCCACGGAUAACAUUGACCCAAAAAUGCCUCUGACGCUGUAUUUCAGAGAGGGGAAAACAUCAUGUGGAUGUGUGCGAGUCCACACUGUGUGCCACGCCUGCACACCCAAGUGUGUAUUUUGCCUGCAAUAGGGGACCCCCUAUUGUUCCUCUUUUGUCCAUACUUCUUUGGAGGACCUCCUGUAUGUUCUGUACAUGAUAGUCAAUUGGGGGACCCUUGAUGAAUCGGGGACCCCAUUGUCGUCUGUUGUUCAGGAUCCCCAAUAGAAUGCCAAAACAAACACACACCCGUUUAAAAACCCUCCCAUGACUGUGGCCAGUAUCCUGCAGUUCGAAGUUGGGCUGCCUUGCUCAGAUAUUUUUGUGAGAUUUAUGGCGAAUUCAACUUGUUGACAUGCACUGGUGAUUGGUUUGUCGUAGUCUGGAUGUUUCCCACAGGUAGUCUUUUCUACAGGUAGUGAUAUUUGGAACACGUACAUAUUUGUAAUGCCAAUUAAUUACACAGAUUUUUACAUAGUCCUUUAUGGUUAGGCCUUAAUUGAUGACACUGUGUAAAUUACUUGGAAGAAGAGAGUUGAUUUUGUAUUUAAGCAAAACGUUAAAAAUAAAACUCUUUUUACUGGAAAUGUAUUGGGCCAGGAGCCCCUGUGAUGAUACUUAAGAGCCACCUGUUUCACCAUGUUUCAUAAUACCACUUGCAUUUGAAGAUUUAUAUCAUUGUAUAAGACUCGGGCUGUGCAUAAUUGUCGAGAAGCAUUACGCCAGCCUUUACGAUUAGCUUUUAAAAGUCAAGAAACUUUGAACUUUUUGUAUAUUUGAGAGGGCAGUUUAUUUGUGAGCAAAACAUGGAUCCGUUAAAAAAGUGCACAUUAGGGGUGCACCAUGCUCAGCCAUUAAGCUGUUGUAGCAAUGAUGGUGGUUGCCGACUUAUAUAUUCUGUUGUAAGUGCAUAUGUAUUUAAAUGAAUGAAUUGUGUACAUUUGCAGCUGACUCAACUGAAGAUCAAUUGCUAUUUGAAAACAAGAAAAAUUGUGUAAGGUCCUUCAUGAAAUCUGUACUUACUCGAUGUACUUUCCCAGGCUGAGGUUGUUAUUGAUAUGAGGAAGAAGUACAUGUAUAAGUACACACACCUCGUUAGGACCAACAAUGUAUUUUUUUGUUGCAGUUGAAAGCAGCUUUGAUUUUCAGUGUUUGCUCGGAUACUCCUAGGCUAUUUUACCCCUUCGUGGUGGUGUAGAAUUGGAUCAAUAGAAAAUUUUGUUAUUUUGCUCUUGUUUUGUUUGUCAUUUAAUAAUUGGCCCUAAUGCAAAGUUUGCCCUUGUGCUCUCGUUGCCAAAGAAGAUGGAGUGUGAUCUGCUCAAGCAAAAUCAGACAGAGCCAGGGAACAAAGAAACAAGUAGACCUUAUUCACGGGGGGGGGGGCAUUUUUAAAAAUGUUAUCUUGUUCCCUGAAUCAAUCAUAUUCAAGGGAAUAUGUUAAAUGAGGUGGUGCCAGACUAUUUGAGGUUGCACACCUCACUUUCAAUGGUUUUUCAAUUUAUCAAGAAUUUUAAAUUAUGCUUAACAAUGACCAGAAUGAAUUUGUAUAAAAGUUUAUUUCACCACUGAUAUUUUUACUCUCAGGAUCCCAACAUGAAAAUUUUUACCUCACUUAAUUCAAGAUGGCUGCCACACUGCUCCCUAAGUUUCCAGCCUACUGAUACCUUUCCCAGAGAACUACAAAUAGCAAGCAAUGCACAUGUACACAGAGCAGAUUCAUGUACAACUGUACGGACACGGACCAUGUACUUUCUUGCAUACAUGUGCAUAUGUACAUGCAGCUUGCAUUCCUUGUCUCUCUCUGCUAGAUUGUCUUUUUCUGAAUUACGCGUGCAAGCCUCCCGCAAACAAGAAACAAGUCCAACCACCAGCCAGGGGCCUCUCCCUCGUCCUAAUCUCUGUACCUCCACCAUGUCCACUACAAAUUGCGCCUGCUGUAUUGCGUGCUCACUGGUUAUCUUAUACCUUGGCUUGACAUUUACCCUAACACUGCUGGAGCCGCAACAGGUUUUAGUGUUGGCUUCCAACUAGGCUAUGAAGGCCCACGCACGGCCAGGGCGGCCCCCAACUAGCCCAACUAGAGGUGCCACAUUUACCGUGCUGGCAACUUUUCUCCAAAUGCUUGAGUUGGCUGUUUUGAAUUGAAAAAGUGGCAAACCAUGCAUGCACAGAUUUAACCUCAUUCCUGCUGUUGAUCAGUGAUUCUAUUUAAAAUUACCCUAAGAUGGAAAAAAAAUCACCUCCCAAUAUUGUAGCAGCAGUGUUUUUGAAAGAGAGACAAACCAUGGGUGCAUUUUGGCAGUUUUAAUCAUUGUGUGAGCUGUGGACUAUUCAUUCAGUUUCUUGGUGACUUGUGCACCAAGGAGCAAUGGCCUCUGCUUCUGUUCACGAAUGUAACGUCAGAAACUGUUUGUUUCAUUUGUAAAAAAGUUGGGCACCUGUCCAUUCAAGGCACAACAUUUUCAUAAGAGGGAUUCAGGGAGCCAGAUCUGCAAUGUCCAUUCGUCGCAUAAUGCCCGGCCUGCGGAGUGACUCGGGCCGUGUUUUCCAAAUCGAGCAUUUUGUGGCUACAGCUUUUGGUUUUUUACCAUUAGCAUACCACAGCAAGUGAGCCGUUGCCGUAGUCAGCAACAGCCUUUAUGCAUGUUAUGGAUACACCUCAGUGACUUGUAGCAAGCUCACUUGUGUGAAAUUUCAAAUACCUAGUGCAGACCAGUUGAGAUGAGCUAUGCUGACAACUGUUAGCACAGGUGAAAGAGGGAUAAAGUUUAAUUCACGCAUUGCCUUUGAUGAAAUUCCUGCUGUGGGGAGACGUACAGUGACUCUAAGCAUUUGGGUUUUGUCCUCAAUACCAAAAGUAAAUCCAUGAGCUCUGUGUACCCGUUGCGGCUGACAGCAGAAGUGAGGGUAGGGGAGGGGGACAGUGGGCAGGUCCUAUAAUGAGGUGGGGCUUAUUAAUAUUAAUGGCCAAUGCCAGAUGGUCUCACAACUGGACCCCCCACUUUGAAAAUAAUUCUGCUGCUGUUGCCCAGUACGGUUCACAAACUUGUGACUUAUUUAAAGAUCCAAGACAGCUCUGAAUGUCAUGAGUGCAUUAAUUUUACAUUGUAGUGGGAAAAAACAAAAAUUUAAAUUAACAAAGCACUGUUAAGGGAGUAUGGUCCCUCCCAAACAUUCCUGAAUAUGGUAUUUUUGAACCGAAUCCUUGAAAGUGCAUUUAACUACCAACAGUGCUCUUCUUCAUGUAUUAUCAUGAGGUGUGGUUAAAUCACCAGCCGCCCACUUGACAUCUAGUCUGGUGAUCUGUCUCCUUUGAAUAGAUGCACUCUGUCUAAGCUUCUUAAGCACCAAACCAAUCAAACUCCAGCAGCAGCCAACUUGACUGGUAAAUUAUGGUGGUAAAUAUGUUUAGUGACAAUCCCGGAUUUUUUUUGCUAAUGGGAUGUAUUAAGGGCUCUGUCCAUCAAGAGAUCUGAACAUAUUGAACUCAUAGUUUUGUCAGACUGCACAAAAAUGACAUGUACAUGUACACAUCAUCCAUAAACUCAGCGCUCAUUUUGUAGCAUCUGUGUGCUUUCAGGUAAAGACAAACCACCAUUGCAUCAUGUGACGUGUUGAAAUGUCAGUGUCUGUCAUCUGGAGUAUGUAUGCGCUGGAACCAUGAUUUAGGGCAGUUGAAACCUCUGUAUCUUGUAGUCAGCCUGAAGACCAACAUGGAGACACCAGUAGGUUCAUAGAAAACACACUGACUUUUGAUUUAGCUUGAAGUCUCACAAUCCAACGGGAGGAGGGCCCUGGCAGGUGCUACUGGUUAAAAAAACCCUCCUGCCUGUCCAUUUGUCCCAAAGAUUUCUGUUGAAGAAAUUUACAAAAAUGUAGCUUGUAUUCUGAGAGGUAUCCAAAUGGCUUGAAGAAACCAUGAUUGUCGAAAAUUGGCUGCCUUCUGAAGUAAAUUAUAGUUAGUACCCAAAAGUAAUGUCUCAUUUACUUGAAACUUACCUGGAUAAUGCAUGUAUGCGUCUUAAUGGCCAUUUUGAUACAUACAUGUUAAUGAAGAUAACUGGGUGCCACAGCAAAAUCUGAAGCGUUUUAGAGGACGCUUUUUUUCCUGGGCCAACUGAAUAUACAUGAAGAUGAAGCUGUUCCAUACAUGAAACUCACAAGUUUUUCUGUUGAUUUCACUAAACCCCAACUGAAAAACCCCUUUAUUUUUUCCCUGUUGGCCCAAACCCCAUUGCUUCAGUGUUUGGAUGAAGAGAUUUAUGGUACAUUCAUCCUUUGAAUGAAGAGAUCAUGCAGAGGUUGGGGUUGUACUUGUAUUCCACGUGCAGUGUUUGAUAAAACUUGACAAUAACAAUUUUCUUGACAACGUGCUUAAACGCAAUUGUGUGCGCGCCUCUGGCCAAAAAACGGCAUAAUCUCACAGAACAGCUAAGACGUACAUGUAUCUAGAUGUCACUUGAUCAGGACAAAAAUUGUGUCCAAGGUGUCAGGAAACUUUUAAAGGAACAUUUUAAAAUAUUCAACAUUUGAGAGGCAAAAAUUGGCAUUGUUUCCACUUGAAAGGCACACAUUUGUAUGAAAAACAAAAGUGGUAAGAUUUUAAACUUGGAACUUUUUGCUCGAGUGAAUCUUGGCAGAGCGGCCGCUAUGCUUUUUGUCCCUCAAAGUAAGUUUGCACGCUUGUUUUGUUUAGUCAUUUCUUUUGCCACUCCAUGAGUAUCCACUUGUAAUGCUUCAGCACAGGCCGUUGAGAAAAGAAAUGUAUCUAUAUUGAUUCAGAUAAUCAGAUAUUUUCUAUUUUAUUGAUAAGAUAUUUGGAGGAUUUUUUAUUGUGCCACGGUGUGAUCAUACCGUAUAUUGUGAAUCGUAUGAUCUGCCACCAAGCUAUUAAUAUACAAACAAAAAAACAGAAAAUUAAAAUAAUGUAUGGAGUUUCUGCCAUUUGUGGCUUUGGAAUUAAACUGAUUUUUCAACUCCACAGUUAAGAGUGAUGUAUGAGUUAUUUUGAAGUUCAGUGCUAUGAUUUGGAAUCAGGAAGUGCCAUACAAACGAAAGGAAUUAAUGCAUGCAUGUUGGUUUAUGCGCUGGUUCUCUCGCCACUGCCCUUAACACACAUAAUUGUGCGUGUGAUGUAUUCCCUUCGGUACUCAGUAGGAUACCGCCAACCUACUGCUUAUACAAAUGUUGUCAAAUGAGUUGAACCCUGUCCGACACGAUACACUGUACAUGUCCUGUAACAGAGCGUCACUACAUUUUAUAUUUUUUUUGAAAUCUCCACUUUUUCCAUUCAUACCAUAUUGAACACGUACGGGCUUUCCCAAGCAUACUGACAAACACAUACAUGUAGAUGUUCAAACUUUAUGGACAGUUGCAGUGUAGGGUGGGGAGAGUGGUUUGAAAUUCAAAAGUACUCAAAAGCUAAAGGCACUGUUUAAAGCAACAAUAAAAUAUGGAUUAGUGGGGCUUUUAUUUACUUUAAAAACUAUUUCAUACCCAAGAUUUUUAGUGCUGAAGUCAAGGGUCCACUCCCCCCCCAUUUCUGAUUUGUAACAAAUUUCCAAAUGCAUUCACUGCCUUAUACACCAAACACACUUCCACAAGAAAUAAGUCCAAAAACUCACAGGCAAGUGCUUAGAAAUAUUUUUAUUAUUAAAACAAUACCAUUUACAGUAAUUUGAUUGGUAUAGUGAAACACAAUUUCUACAUUCAGAGUAGGUUUAGUGACUACUGGAAAUGCAAAAUAUAGCCCUUGGUUCUUGAGUACACUUUUUUUUUUCAUAGGUGGAUUCUCUAACUUCACACUGCUCUGAUGUAUGGUAUCCCGGGUACCCCGUGAACCA